AUGGGCCUCUCUCCUCCCGACCUUCAUGUGACUCGUUGGUGGUCCAAUCAGCCACCAGCAGAAGGCUACUGGGGUCCAUCAACUUCUUCCAUCGAUUGGUGUGAAGCCAACUAUGCCAUCACAAGAUUUAUUGCUGAAUUUACGAACACACUCUCAAAUUUGGUUUUUGUUUCUUGGGCCCUCUACGGAGUGAAGAAAUGCAGAGACGAGAAACUACCACUUCCAUUGGCGUUGUGUCAAGUAGGAAUCGCACUCGUAGGCUUCGGAAGCUUCCUGUUCCAUGCCACAUUACGGUACGAAUGGCAACUCGGAGACGAGCUGCCGAUGAUCUUCUGUUGCGCAUUCAUCACCUACGUCGCAUUCGAUACCGGGAGCGCAAGCCUUCCCCGGACCCCAUUCGUUCGCUGCCUGCCCUACCUCCUCUCCAUCUACUCCUUCGGCGUCAGCCUUAUCUACCUCCGCUACCCCAACCCGGUCUUCCAUCAAGUCGCAUACGCAACCAUCCAAACACUCGCCACUUUCCGCUCAGCUUACACCGUCCGCGCCGCGCCUGAAGGAACCUACAGGGAGCAGAAGAACAAGGCCGAUGCCAUCCGCUAUCUGUCCAUCGGAUCUGUCACCUUUAUCACCGGGUUCCUGAUCUGGAACAUCGACAACCUAUUCUGUGAUAAAAUCUCACACUUGAAAGAAUAUUUGGGCACACCCCUGUCGUUUGUCUUGGAAGGACAUGCUUGGUGGCAUCUAGCCACAGGCACUGGCUCAUAUCUGAUUGUUGUCGGAUUGCAAUUGAUGUCCUUGAGCUUGAAAGAAGGCGCAGACGGCUUCGAAAUCAAGCGCGGCGGGAUCUUCGGGCUCUGUCCUUACGUCGCCCGCAUUCCUAUCAAGAUUGACCCCAAACUCCAUUAA
Puccinia triticina is the source of this 906-nucleotide messenger RNA. RefSeq lists its product as uncharacterized. The transcript has 9 exons. The record is from RefSeq and is a predicted model, not a curated record. Gene Ontology annotation, biological process: ceramide catabolic process; ceramide biosynthetic process. Gene Ontology annotation, cellular component: endoplasmic reticulum membrane. NCBI's taxonomy places the organism in Eukaryota, Fungi, Basidiomycota, Pucciniomycetes, Pucciniales, Pucciniaceae. The coding region runs from base 1 to 906 and encodes 301 amino acids.